This is a messenger RNA of Cadophora gregata, 717 nucleotides long. RefSeq lists its product as uncharacterized. Lineage: Eukaryota; Fungi; Ascomycota; Leotiomycetes; Helotiales; Ploettnerulaceae. The coding region runs from base 1 to 717 and encodes 238 amino acids. The record is from RefSeq and is a predicted model, not a curated record. The transcript has a single exon.
AUGCUGCUUGUUGCACUUGGAAAGUUGGAGUUUGAGCGUGACUUGGUCGACAACAGACUUGAGAAUGAUUUAGGGGUAAUUGUGGACUUGGAAGAACUUGAUACUGGUUUGGGCGACGAUAAACUUUUCAAGUACCUGUACGAAAGACUGGACUUUGCAGAAGCACUUGUGAGAGGUUUUGUCGAGGACGAUGAUGUCUGUAAAGAACUAGCUGUUGAGUCCUUCGACGGAGAAGGAGAGGGCUUGGCUGAACUGGAGCUGGAAGGCCAUUGUGAUGAUAGCGAGUUGAUAAUUUCCGAAGAUCUGAGUUUCGAUGACUUGAAUGACGAAGACUUUACUGGGCUUGAUGUGGGAGUGAUUCUGGAAGUUGUCAGUAUUGUCGCCACCGACCGUGAUAUUGACACCGACCUCGACGUUGAAGGCUUCACCGUUGACAAAAUAUUUGAUAAAGAGGACGUUUACUGUAAGGAAGAAGAUGUAAUAGAACUCGGUAAUCUGCUUCUCUGCUUACAAGCGCCAGUAACACUGGGGACGGCAUUGACUCCAGAACCAAUUGGUAUGAUGUUAGUACCACACUCCAAGUAUUGCGCGAGAAGAAGGUUGUCAUUAUCUUGCUCAAAUACAGCUGCUGCAGUUAGUUGUAUUCAUUCAGAUGGGAACAGACCUUUGGGGACUUGCUGUAAUAUGAUCUUAAAAAAUUAUCUUAACAUGAAAUAG